CAGCUUUAGCAUUUGUCUGCAACGAUUCCAUGGCAAUCAACAUAAUGUCUAUCUUGGCCUUUUAAGACAACUCAAAAGCCAUUCCAUAAUCGGCAACACCUCAGCUCAGCUCAGCUGCCAGCCUCUCUUCUUUAUCUCAUAAACUUCAAGACCCAUCUUUGAGAGCCCCCACAACUGCAAGUGUCAGAAAUUGAAUUAAUAAAUCGAGAAUGAAUCAACCAAAAAUCAAGCGUCGAGUGGGUAAAUAUGAGGUGGGAAGGACAAUUGGUGAGGGAACAUUUGCAAAAGUGAAGUUUGCUAGAAAUUCUGAUACUGGGGAACCUGUAGCUCUCAAGAUUAUUGACAAAGAGAAGGUUCUCAAACACAAGAUGGCUGAACAGAUUAAACGGGAAAUAGCAACAAUGAAGCUGAUUAAGCAUCCAAAUGUUGUUCGGUUAUUUGAGGUAAUGGGGAGUAAGACAAAGAUAUUUAUAGUUAUGGAGUUCGUUACCGGUGGGGAGCUCUUUGACAAAAUUGUAAACAAUGGACGGAUGAGAGAAGAUGAAGCACGGAGAUACUUCCAACAGCUUAUUAAUGCUGUUGAUUACUGCCAUAGCAGAGGUGUCUAUCAUAGAGAUCUGAAGCCAGAAAAUUUGCUAUUGGAUACAUAUGGGAACCUUAAGGUUUCAGAUUUUGGAUUGAGUGCACUGUCCCAACAAGUCAGGGAUGACGGCUUGCUUCACACUACAUGUGGAACUCCAAAUUAUGUUGCUCCUGAGGUCCUUAAUGAUAGAGGCUAUGAUGGGGCAACUGCGGACAUGUGGUCAUGUGGAGUGAUACUCUUUGUAUUGCUUGCAGGUUACUUGCCUUUUGAUGAUUCUAAUCUUAUGACCCUGUAUAAAAAAAUCUCAGCAGCUGAAUUCACUUGCCCCCCUUGGCUCUCUUUUGGUGCCAUGAAGUUAAUAGCUCGAAUUUUGGAUCCCAAUCCUAUGACUCGUAUCACUAUUGCUGAAAUUCUUGAAGAUGAAUGGUUCAAGAAGGAUUACAAGUCACUUGUGUUUGAGGAGAAAGAAGAUACAAACUUGGAUGAUGUAGAAGCUGUUUUUAAGGAUUCAGAAGAGCACCAUGUGACAGAAAAGAAGGAAGAACAACCAGCAGCUAUGAAUGCAUUUGAGUUAAUUUCAAUGUCGAAGGGGCUUAACCUGGGGAAUUUGUUUGAUGUAGAACAGGAAUUUAAGAGAGAAACAAGGUUCACAUCCAAAUGCCCUGCCAAUGAGAUAAUUCAUAAAAUUGAAGAAGCUGCAAAGCCUCUUGGUUUUGACGUACAUAAAAAAAACUACAAGCUGAGGCUUGAAAACAUGAAAGCUGGAAGAAAGGGAAACCUUAAUGUUGCCACAGAGGUAUUUCAAGUGGCACCUUCUCUUCACAUGGUUGAGGUGCGAAAAGCCAAAGGGGACACCUUGGAGUUCCACAAGUUCUAUAAGAACCUCUCUACAUGCCUGGAGGAUGUUGUUUGGAAGACUGAGGAGGAUAUGCAAAAAGUGAAGUAAAAUCAGCGUUAUAUUUCAACAAAUUUUGCCAUGAUGGUACAUCGCCAGUAAUGUUGGUGCUUUAUGUCAACAUUCUUUCUUUUGUUUUUCUUUUUUCUUGAGGGGCAUUUUCUACCCCCCAUUCGAUAGAUUUAGACAGACAUCCAUUGACCUUAUGGUUUCUGUGCUAUUAAUGUCGGAAAGCAUAGAAAAUAUACUUAGAGCUGCAAAUAUGUGAGAUGGAUGUUGAUAGUUUCUCUGCUGCUUGAGGGUGUAGAUUAGAAGACAUUAUGUACACUUCAUUACUAUCUAUUGGCAAUACAGUAUGACUUUAGAUGCA
Messenger RNA from Prunus dulcis (almond), 1848 nucleotides. RefSeq names its product CBL-interacting serine/threonine-protein kinase 3. Gene Ontology annotation, molecular function: ATP binding; protein kinase activity. Lineage: Eukaryota; Viridiplantae; Streptophyta; Magnoliopsida; Rosales; Rosaceae. Gene Ontology annotation, biological process: signal transduction; protein phosphorylation. The record is from RefSeq and is a predicted model, not a curated record. Bases 210 to 1529 code for a protein of 439 amino acids. The transcript has 16 exons.